AUGAGCGAUAAAAAUUACUACACCUGGAAAUAUCCCGAAAUACCAGAGAAUGUGGCGGCACUGCUGUCGGAACUGAAACACUCGCUGGUUAUCGUGGGCGUCAUUGGGCGCUCCAAAUGCGCGCAGGCCAACAAAAUGUGCGCCUUUGACAUGGCACCAGAUGUGGAGCAGGAGCCGGCAGAUGGACAAAUACAGUGUUACUAUAAACCGGGCACUAAGACGCUGCUGCUGCACUUUCAGACCACCUACGAUGAGGCUGUGAUGGGGAAGCUGUUGCUCCAGCAGCAGAAAUCCCUGGACUUUGACAGCUUCUACGAGCAGAUGCGCUGCCGUUUUAUACGCAUCAUGUUGCUGGCGCUGCACGUUUGCCACAUUGUGGUGUACGUGGAAAUGGCACAAGCAUUUGAUCCCACUUUGGUGACCAUUUGCCAGCUGCUGAAGUAUGUGCGGGAACAGCAUGCGAUGGAAUUUCUGCCACAGUUGCUGCGAGAAACCAUUGUCGGGCAUAUGCUAAGGGAUCGGGGACGUCUCUGCACGCCACGUAUGCUUUUUCUCUUUGAGAACUAUCCGGAGGAUGAGGAGAAGACACGCGAAUGCAUUUCCGCCAUUGAGUUUCAAACUGAAGAUCGCAUUUAUGAACUGCUUCGGCAGCACAACAUAGUAACCAACAGUGCCGCCAGUUCCCUCUUGGCUCUACCCAACAACAAACAAUUUGUCUUCUACAAUGCCUACGAGGAACUGCAUCCGGAUCUUUUGCUGCAGGCUAUUGAAGCGCUUCACUUGACCAUGCACAAACCGGACGCCAAAGAGGAAGAGGAGGACUUGGAAAUUCUUGCAUUGGCUCCGUUCGAAGGGUUUGUCAAACCUUUCGGCGCUUCCUAUGAGGCGCGCGAGUCCGAGGAACAGAUCUACAAGGAAAACCACACACUUUGGAAAUUUCUACAGCGACACGUGCAGGAUGCACUUGAUGGUGUCUUUGACGAAGGCUCUUUCAAGCAGUUGUCACACUCGUCACAAUUCCAGCUGCUGAGCGCCAAGGAUUGGCACAAUUGCAUGGCGAUCAUGCACAAGCUGCUCAUCGAGAAUGUCAACGAUGUCAACUGUACCACCAGCAACGUCGCCUAUCACGCGUAUCUGCAGGGCCUGGAGGAGAGCGUAAACUAUGAGAAAAAAUUCUGGUCGCAUCUUUCCGAAAUGGGCUUGAAGAAGGGCAUCUCGGCUUAUAAGCAUGCGGCUCCGGCAAUUUAUGGCUUGGCGACCCACAAGCAGCUGCUGGCGGAUGCCAAGCUGGUUCUGGAGGAUGAGGGACGCGGUCCGUAUGCUGAGGCAGCGCUGGCCAAGCUCAGCGAUAUCUGCUUAAAGUUCUGGCACGAUGGCAGGCAACAGUGUGAACAGCUCAGCCUGCGUGGACAUCCGUGCACCCAACCCAAGGAUAGGCCGCACGACAAGCAUUGCAGUGGAGUUGUCCACAUUUCAAGUUGCAAUUGUGGACGCACUCAGGGUAGGCGAGAGGAUCCAUUCACGUUGCGGCAGGCCAACUACGAGUACUACGAGUACAUGGCUGGCAUGUGCAAUCUAUGUGUCAAGGUCAAGAAGUUCCAAUUUCCAGUCUUCACACCCUCCAUUAGCGAUUACAGAGCUGCAGCAUUUGAAGCCGCCUUCCCGCUCUUGUUGCAGGCAGCCAAGUGUCGGGAUGAACCUGCAGCAGCUGGAGAAGAGCAGGAUCUUAACAUGGAUACAGCUGGUGAUCCUUACUCCCAGCCAGUCAACGCAACAGAACAGGCACUUCAGAAACCGGAGCACACAUUAAACAACGGCUGCUCGCAACCUUUGUCUGCCACUUACGGCUCGGAUUUGAACAUGUCUAUAGCCGGAUUUGGUGAUUCACUGCAUGAGGAAGAGGUGAACUCACCGGAGGUCAGUUCGCAGCUGGACAGCAGCCUGGCCAGCCGGAGCAACAGCACCAGCAGUGGCACCUCCAGCGCCAACUCCGAGAACGAACUAAUCCUGCAGCUCAAGGAGCGCAAUGAGGAAAAUGACCACAGUGCCGCCGUCAUCGAGAGUCUAUCGGAUACGUUAUCGGAUGCGCAGUGCCAGGAACUGGUCUCCACCACGGAAUAUCUGCCCGGACUCGUGCACAUGUCGAGUGGCUGCGAAUUGUUGCCACUAUUCCCAAGCUGGUCGCUGGCCUGUGUCGGUCCCAGUUCCAUUUACAGCCAUAAUACGGGAUUGCAGGAACACUUUCAAAGUGGAUUUCUGUCGGGUGCCAACUUUCUACUGCCCUGGGAUGUCCAUGUGCGUCUCGUCCAGCCGCACAAGCAUCCACAACAGCAACAGCAGCACAAUAAGAAGACCCAAAGAUAUCGGAAACACGGCGAUCGUUUGGCCCUCAAGAUCUUCGUGGGCUUCGAGUACGAGUGUUCACGUGGUCAUCGUUUCAUGAUGUGCAGUCCGGAUCGUGUGCUCCGCGGUGGUGCGGACAUUGAGCGCGACACCAGCACCAAAGUGGUCAACAAUAAUAUGCCCCUGUAUUUCCCAUGUCCCUGCCGUGGGCAGACCUCGUAUUUGGCCCAACUGAUGCGCAUUCAUGUCGUCACGCCCAAGGCGCCCGUUAACAUCAUUCUUGAUCCCAAGGUGCUCGUGGGGAAGUACACCUUCACCCUGGGCUGCAACAUAUUGCCACGGCUUUCGCAGAGCGCCUAUUGGAUACUCCGCUUUCCAAAUGUCUACCAAGGCGACGAUAUACUGAUUGCACCUCCAGAAAAACUCGAACCAGAUGAUAUGAACGCUGGUGGUUGUCUUUUAGCUGGCAUGUUUGGCAUCGCCGAAACAGAGACUACGGAUGCCAAUGAUCCUGGACAUGCGGCAUCCAUGACGUUCACCAGACUUUAAAUAUUUGUUACACGUAUAAAAAAACUAAAUAUAAUAACUCCAUUUGUUCUAUGAA
Messenger RNA from Drosophila innubila, 2947 nucleotides. Its product is annotated as protein SMG8. The transcript is spliced from 4 exons. Lineage: Eukaryota; Metazoa; Arthropoda; Insecta; Diptera; Drosophilidae. Gene Ontology annotation, biological process: nuclear-transcribed mRNA catabolic process, nonsense-mediated decay. Bases 1 to 2892 code for a protein of 963 amino acids. The record is from RefSeq and is a predicted model, not a curated record.